AUGGAAAGCUCGCACUACCACCAUCAGGCCAUGUUUACUCCAGGCUUUCCUGCGGUGCCCGUUCCGGCUCAGCAGUCUGCUAUACCGGCGAAGCGGGAAGAUGAUGAUGUCCAGUUUCUUUCCUCCAAUCCAGUCAAGAAGAGGAAGAUUGACUGCUGCCAGUCGAUCAUGCCACCCUUGACUGCUACCUCAACUACCUCACCGCCUGCAAGGCAUCCCAUUCCCGCCCCCGUUUCCACGCAUCGGCCACUCGAACCUGCCAAGCAAACGACAGCCACCACACAACCCGAACGACGAGGAAGCACAGGCAUGGUCGAUCCUUCGGCUACGGCACAGAUGAUGGACGUGGACCCGAUGCGAGGUUGCUCCAUGCCCAUUCCGGAGCGAUCUGGUUAUCCGGACUCAUUUUGGACCGCGCCUUCAACAGGUCCUCGCAGCUCUCCACCAGUAUCGCCCAAAUCGCUGCCGGAGCAUGCUCAGCCGUCCAUGAUCCGACUCGAGGAGGUUUAUAGAUCAACACCUCAGUCCAUUAGCGGGAUAAAUGGCGGGGCCGUCACAGACAGUUUCGGCUUCUCUGGGGUGGCUCAUACGGCAAGCAAUCCAGCCCAUGUUUCUCAGUUGCCAAUAGCAGUAAAAGCGGAAGGUACGCCACUUCAACUAAACUCGGAGGAUCAAAUACAAACUGAGACCUCAAAGGACACGCAGCUGGUGGAUGCAAUUCCAGAGCAGACUGGCGCUACUGCUAACAUAGACAACAACUCUGUCGAGGCUCAUGUUCAUACCAAGGGAAACGCAGCCACUGAACACUCGUGGCAACAGCAGCAACAUCCUAUUCGAAUAGUAGUCAUGGACGGCCAGUCUUGUGCUCCAGCCGACCUGCAACUAGACAUGGGUAUUCCCAUGUUGAAUUUUGAGAGUAGUCACAGCUCAGAGAAUUCUCCAAGCAACCAUCAACAACCUCAAACUCACAAUAUUCCCCAGUCCAGUGGAGGCACUCCUUUGGCCCAUGUCCCAAGUCAGCCUCCAAACCACAGUACAAUAUCAGUUCAAGCCGAUGCAUGCGGAAACCGUCCACCAUCAGGAGCAAAGGGACCAUGCCGGCAAUGCCUGGAGGCACGACUGAGGCAGCAAGCUGCUAACCAAGCAGCUAGUAUGAGCACUGUUGCUGGCCUGCCUCUAGGUUCAAAGGUUCCUGGACCAGGUCAGACCUCUAUCCCACCAUCUACUGUUCUACAACCCUGGACGCAGCUUCUUGGCAUCAAUCCGUAUUAUAAUCCGAUGGCUGGUGCUCUGUAUGGUCCUUCUCUCCAACAGCCUCUGAUGGCUGGGACAAAUGGUCAUUUGGCUGUUCCGUCACAAAACUAUCCAUCUCACGGGCUUCUCUCACAGCAAACAAACGCGCAUAAGGUCUCCCUCGCACCUGCCCCAUCAAUGCCAUCAAUCCAGCCCUUUGUUUCAAAUCAGAAGAACCCUCAACCUGCCAAAACUGCGUCUAUCGCUCCGAGCACGCAAAUUUCAAAAACCCCAGACAUCCAACUUACUACGAAGCACAUCAUUGUUGACAUCGCUGAUACCUGUCUCGACUUGUUUCCCUUUGAUGCGGUAGCGAAACGGCACAACCAACCGGAGCAGAAAGUCAGAGAUAUCUUUUCUGCGAUCAUUCAAGUGCCACUCUUACGUUGUAACACCGAUAAGAGAAGGGCCGGAAAACUAGGCACAGCAAGAGUAAAGGAGUUCAACCAGGCAAAGAAAGAUGUGCAGAUACAAGCAAGCACUUCUCAAACAAAGCAGGAUGCAAUGAAUCAGACGCCAUAUAUGCCGACGGCUUGGCAGAUGGCGCAGUUCAUGGGCCCUAGCGAUGUACGCCUUGCUGCUUUGCCUCAGUAUUCUGGACCUUGGUGA
Colletotrichum truncatum is the source of this 1902-nucleotide messenger RNA. RefSeq lists its product as uncharacterized. The record is from RefSeq and is a predicted model, not a curated record. NCBI's taxonomy places the organism in Eukaryota, Fungi, Ascomycota, Sordariomycetes, Glomerellales, Glomerellaceae.